AUGUGUGUUUCGGUGGCUCCUCUUAGUUCUCAAGCUCAUUCAGGUUGUAAUACAGCUAAGCCUGAUAUUUCAGUUCUCAGUGAAGACUACUUGGAAGCUUUAGCAGGUCGUCAGGAUAAAGAGAUAGAAGAGGGGAUUCACGAACAUAAAGCAUCAGCUUUUGAACAAGGGGGAGAUGGUGGUACCAUGAGAUACCGAGGCAAAUUAUACAUUCCAGAUGUAGAUGGGCUCAGAGAGCGGAUUAUGUCAGAUGAUCACAAUUCCAGAAUGUGGCAGGACAAUCUGAUAGCUGAGAAACUAAACACUAAUAAAUUAGUACUGAGUUCCUCCUCUUUAUCACUUGCAACUACCAAAAAUAUUCUUGAACUUCAAUACAAAGAAACGUACGAAACAACUUUGAGGGAUGAUGGACUAGCAUCUGGAAAGUUAUCCAUCGAUAGACUUAGAGUCACUGUGGAAAAGUGUUGGAUGAUGGUUGAAACUGGUAACCCUCAAUUUGUGAUGGCAUGUUCUGUAACCUUUUCGACUUCAGGGAUAAUCUGCGUGUUGGCGUCUCUAAUUUUGAUGGAAGCUCUUAUAAGAAUAUACGAUACACCUCCAUCUUUCCCAAAUAGUUCAGCAUAUCACUGGACAACUAGUUUAAUUCUUGUUGUUCAGUCUAUUGGGGUGGUAAUGGGUACUGUUGCUCCAGCACUCAGAUGGUUUAUCUUUAUAAGCUUUAAGCGUUCCAACAAUGCUAGCAAUGCCAAUGCAAAUUUCUCCAAAGUCGAAUACUACUGGAUCCACAAGCUGGUUGAGUGGAAGGAGAGACCAUUGUCUUUAAACAUCAGCGGAACAAAAUUUAGAAAAUAUCUCCAGGGUACAAGAAACUUAUUUCUUUCCUUCUGCAUAAGAACUCAGAUUCUGGUUGUGUCGAUGAGCAAAUUUAUGCGGUUUGUCUCGGUUGUUUCCUUCAACUUGAUGUUCUCGUGUCAACUUCAAGGCCCAAACUAUCAUCAAUCAGAACCAGAACUUGGGAAAGACUCCAAAUAUCACUGCUAUGUUCUGUUACUAGAAGGUGAAGAAGAGAUGCCCGAAAUAAUCUUUAAGAACAUAUCUGGUGCUGCAAAUCAACUAGUAGACACAGGAAGGAAACGGCAGCCAAAACAUCUGAUUAACUUACUAAGAAAAUCUAGCCAUUUUUCUGGGGUGGCGGAUAUUUACUGUGACCAAGUUCCAGCACUGCAUUCAGUAGAACCUUCAAACUGCUGGACCAUAAGUGUGGUGACACUCACUAGCAUAGUUGUUGCACUUCCCAAAGUGAGAAAUCAGAUGGCCCAUCAGCUUAUAAGGAGUGUCCAUGGAGGCCUCAAGUAUGCCAGCUUUGUAGAGGAAACUAUGUACCCUGAAGAUAGGUUCACAAACAUUAGAAAUGCAGCAUAUACAGUGUGGGAAGAACUAGAAUUCCAUAGAAAAUGGUUGGAUGAGGACUUGUAG
Molecule: messenger RNA, 1476 nt
Organism: Lycium barbarum (goji berry)
Lineage: Eukaryota; Viridiplantae; Streptophyta; Magnoliopsida; Solanales; Solanaceae
Exons: 3
Coding region: 1-1476 (491 amino acids)
Source: RefSeq, a predicted model, not a curated record